Messenger RNA from Umbelopsis ramanniana AG, 1032 nucleotides. RefSeq lists its product as uncharacterized. Bases 13 to 792 code for a protein of 259 amino acids. The transcript has 4 exons. Gene Ontology annotation, molecular function: RNA binding. Gene Ontology annotation, cellular component: U12-type spliceosomal complex; nucleolus. The record is from RefSeq and is a predicted model, not a curated record. Lineage: Eukaryota; Fungi; Mucoromycota; Umbelopsidomycetes; Umbelopsidales; Umbelopsidaceae. Gene Ontology annotation, biological process: positive regulation of mRNA splicing, via spliceosome.
CAAAAAACAUAAAUGGCACAACAAAUUGAAAGAAAUCAGGAUGCCACUGUUUAUGUUGGAAACUUAGACGAACGGUGUACCGAAACCCUUGUAUGGGAGCUGAUGCUUCAGGCUGGGCCUGUUGUCAACGUUCAUUUGCCCAAAGAUCGCGUCACGCAAAGUCACCAAGGUUAUGGAUUUUGCGAGUUUAUGACAGAGGAAGACGCCGAUUACGCCAUUCGCAUUAUGAAUCAGAUCAAACUAUACGGAAAGCCAAUCAGAGUCAACAAGGCAACGUCAGAUAAGAAGAACUUGGAUGUUGGUGCCACGCUCUUUGUUGGCAAUCUUGAUCCAGACGUCGACGAAAAGAUGCUGUACGAUGUAUUCAGUGCAUUCGGUGUAAUUGUUCAGACUCCAAAGAUUGCUAGGGACGCAGAGACCGGCAACUUCAAGGGAUAUGGCUUCGUCACAUACGAUAACUUUGAUUCAUCUGAUGCUGCUAUAGAUGCCAUGAAUGGGCAAUACCUAAUGAAUAAGGAAGUCAACGUGUCCUAUGCGUUUAAGAAGGAUGGUAAAGGUGAACGUCACGGUUCUCAAGCGGAACGUUUGUUGGCAGCGCAGGCCAAGAAGAAUGCUCCUGCUUCAGCGUCAAUGUUUGGCGGCCCACCUGGAAUGGGAAGACCACCUAUGGGUAUGGCUGGAGGAAGACCUCCCCCGCCAAUGAAUGGAUUGCCAUCUGCGGUUCCUUAUAACUCGGUACCUACUACACAAGGUUACCGACCACCACCUCCACCUCCAAUGGGCGGUAAGUGAAUUUCCUUACAUGAAUGUUUUCCAUGCUCAUACUAAAUCGUAGUGUUUGCAGGCGCUGUUGGACGACCACCUUAUAUGGGUUAUGGUGGUCCAUCGCCUGGUGGCCCACCCGGUGGUGCAAAUUAUCGACCACCACAACCACCUUUUGGAGGUUAUCGACCACCACAAUAAAAUUCAUUUGUUCGUGAUAUCCAUUUCAUUGCAAGAUUAAUAAAAAUAAAACAGCCAUGUACUUAAAAA